Messenger RNA from Ascochyta rabiei, 948 nucleotides. RefSeq names its product Succinate dehydrogenase assembly factor 2 mitochondrial. Bases 1 to 948 code for a protein of 315 amino acids. The record is from RefSeq and is a predicted model, not a curated record. NCBI's taxonomy places the organism in Eukaryota, Fungi, Ascomycota, Dothideomycetes, Pleosporales, Didymellaceae. Gene Ontology annotation, cellular component: mitochondrion. Gene Ontology annotation, biological process: protein-FAD linkage; mitochondrial respiratory chain complex II assembly; mitochondrial electron transport, succinate to ubiquinone. The transcript has 3 exons.
AUGGCUUCCUCACGACUUGUUGCGCGCUCAUCACGCGCUUUUGUUGCUGUCCAGCGCUCGACAUACCGCUCUUUCAGCAUCUCGGCAGCCCGUAACAAUCAGUUCGAGGCACUCAACAAGCGCACCAAUGACACCUCCGAGGAGUAUCGCAAGUUCCAGAUGGAGAAGAACUUGAACCCGCACAUGACGAACACGACCUCUACUAUCGCGAACGAGAUGCCCUCAGUUGGCAAGGAUGCGCCCCCACCUGAGCUCAUCACCAGCGUGGAUGGCAACUUCACUCCCAAGGACUCCGUCCCCGAGAACACGCAGCGCAUGACUGGCGGAACCCAGAGCAGUGAGGGCCAUGAAGUCAGUGGAAAGAACUCCGAACUUGGUGUUGGAGAGCUCGAGGGCGCCAAGUUCAAGGUUGAGCCGAUAAGACGAACCGGAGAGGAUGCGAAUACUAUGCGUGCAAGAUUAUUAUACCAGAGCCGUAAGAGAGGAACUCUGGAAAGUGAUCUGCUCCUCAGCACCUUCGCUGAUGCCAAACUUGGCACCAUGUCUCCCCAGCUCCUCCAGCAAUACGAUGUCUUCCUUGACGAGAACGACUGGGACAUCUACUACUGGGCCACCCAAGAGCCAACACCCACCUCCCACGAGACUGCUGAGGGCGGUGGCGAGGCACUCGCUACCUCGAAUGCGCAAGGCAAGAACGUACAAGAGAAGGACGAGUGGAAACGCUCGCCUGGUACUGGCGAGUGGGCACAGACUGUGGGUACCUUCAAGCCGGCGUACAGGCCGGUACCAUCUAGGUGGAAGGGUAGUGAGAUUUUGUCGCUUUUGAGGCGCCAUGUUAAGGAGAGGAGUGCAGGCGGCGUUACAGACACAGAGGGCGGGGCAAAGGAGACCGAGGGCAAAGGACUGGGCAUGAUGCCUCCCAUUCGCAACUUUGACCAGGCGGCUUAA